Molecule: messenger RNA, 674 nt
Organism: Paramecium sonneborni
Lineage: Eukaryota; Ciliophora; Oligohymenophorea; Peniculida; Parameciidae
Source: the annotation of a GenBank genome assembly
AUGUUACUUGUAAAUGAAUCCAUAAAUGUAAUUAUCUAAACAUAUACUUAGGUUACAAUACCCUCAUAUAAAUAAGAAUCUUCUAAUGUUCAAUAUGUUAUUGAAAUUAAAACAAGAAAUAAACAACAAUGGCUAAUUACAAAGCGCUAUUCAUAAUUUGAGGAUUUACAUAAAAAAUUGAUACUUAUUUUUUAGGAUCUCCCUGAAUUACCUAAAAAAGCCUUUAUAACAUUCUUAGUUGGCAAAUCAAAAGAAUAAUUAGAAGAACGUAGAGCUGGUUUGGAAAAAUAUCUUUAGUUGCUCAUAGUACGUAGAGAAAUAUAUCAUUCUAACUUGCUUCGAGAUUUUUUACAGGUAUAGUAAUUUGUAAUAAGCUUGAAUAAUGCGAAGAAAUUAUUCCUCCUAAUCUAAUCCAUUCUACUAAAACAAUAAUGGGUAUACGUGAUGUUUCAUUGUCUGAUUAAGGAGUAAUGUUCCUCCUCUAAGCAGAUAUGAGUGUUUUGAAUAGAGUGGAUGCAUAUGUUAAUAAUAUGAAGAUGCCAUGGAAUGAUGAAGAAACAGAAGUCAAAACCAUACCAGUUGGAUUAGUUGAAUGUUAUAUUAAAUAAGAAGAAGGAGAAUUUUCUUAUAAAAGAUUAUGGACUAAAGAGUAUAANAACAUAACAAGUUAUUGA